UCUAUCUACACGCACGCUACGACUGCUGACUCGGCUGUGGCGCUUGUUUGGGGAGAGUAGAGGAGGAGGAUUUUGCGGUCAGAUCGACCGGCUGCAUCUCUCAUAUUUGACCAUCACGUUUGGUGGACCGCCUACCCAUCUCUGGCAAGAGGUCAUCUUGUGCGAAACUGUUCCUGCAAAUAAUUUCUGAGAUCUUUGCCUGUUGAUGCCCAUCGUUAACAUUGACUCAAACACACCACGUCUUCGCUGUCCAGUCGAUGUGUGCUGGCCUUAGUGCUAUUCACCAUCUCACUCCUACUGUUGGCCCGCUGCUUCAGUAGCAGCAGCCAUCGAUUGUUUAUGUGUGGGAAUUCUGCAUCCAGCAUGGUCAAUCCUGUUGUUAUGCCGCCAAGGGGGCAACAUACUGCAUCUCUUAUAUUUCUACAUGGGCUUGGGGAUACUGGUCAUGGAUGGGCCUCAGUGCUGGACGAAUCCAGAAAAAACGCUGAUCAUGUGAAGAUAAUUUGUCCAACGGCACCUGUUAUACCGGUGACGUUGAACAUGAUCGACAUGCCUGCCUGGUUUGACAUUGCAAGCUUGUCUUUCAACGAAAAUCAAGAUGAAGCUAAAAUUAAAGAAUCCAGUAAGAUGUUAAAUGAGUUAAUCGACGAGGAAGAGAAACUUGGCAUUCCAAGCAAUCGCAUCAUGAUCGGUGGAUUCUCACAAGGGGGCGCUGUUGCACUGUACACCGCACUCACAAGAAAUCGACAACUUGGCGGUCUUGUUGCACUCAGUACAUGGCUGCCUUUACAUACAACGUUUCCCCAGGCUUUUGUUGGUCCUAAGAGAGACUACCCAGUGUUACAAUGUCACGGUGAUUCCGAUAACAUGGUCAAUCUACAGUUUGGAGCCAUGACUAGCGCCCUCAUUAAAGGUUUCUGUAAUGAUUACAGAUUCAAGAAGUACGAUGGUCUGGGACACAGCAGUAGCAUUCAAGAAUUGAACGAUGUCAAUGAAUUUAUUGCCAAAGCACUGCCUGGAAACUCCUCCAAGAAUUAAUGUCUCUCCACCAACGAGAUAGACUGCAAUCCUGGCAAUACAUGUACAUAAUCUGGAAGAAGCGCUCCUUCUGGGUCGAAUAAGAGGCACUUUUUAAUUAACUUAUAAUUAAGUUCAGGGUUAAAUUGAGCCAGUUAUAGUAUUUUUUACUGAUAUUUACUUGUUUAAAUUACUGUCCUAAUCCUGAACUGGGCCCAAUUUCAUGUCUCUGCUUACUGUAAGCACAGAGUCAACGCUUACGGAAGCCGGGAGUUAUGUGCUUACGGCAAGCGAGUCUCACGGGUUAGUGGUGAUGUUUGUACUCCGCGUAACUAGGCAUUCUACGCUUACGAGGCUAGCCCAGAAAUUCGUCGCUUGCACGUAAGCGGGGAAUCGUGAUCGGAAGCGCAGAAUUUGGCAGUAAGCAGAGCCAUGAAAUGUGGCCCUGGUCAGGAAGUAGCAUGUGAAACUUUUCUGUCGAUCAACCUGUUUGAAUUAGGGUUGUGCCUUCUAGCCGUGAAUGGGAGUUGUAAUACAAAGGAAACCUUAAUACAAAGGAAACCUUUUGUUCAAGAGCCAUUCAGCCAUGGUAUAUCAGAAGAAUUUACUCCAAAGCAUUAAGUGAAUACUUUGCAGUAAAAGAAUAGGUUUAUUCAUACGGAACUCAGAAGAUACUUUUACUGAAUGCUUCUGCUUGGAAGUUUAUGCUUUUACUUUUUGCUAGUACUUGUCAGUAAAUACUACUUUGUAUUCAUACGACCCAUUGAUCUUGCAUUGAUAUUUUUGUUUUAAUCUGACUUCAAGCUGCCUACAAGACCUUGUAUGACUUUGGAAGUUGUUCAAGCUGUUCGUAAUUCUACAGUUCAAUCAACAAACAAAACAAAAGAUUGGAGGGCUGUUUGCUCACAAAUCUAGCUGACAAUCACAAAUCUAGCCGACAAUCUCAAAAAGGCAAAAUGUACCUUUGGUUUGUGGAAUCGUUCGGUUGUUGUAGGCUAACCCCGUAAAAAAUAUAUACAAUAAGACUAAUCUGUGAGAAUAUCUGUUAAAAGGUGGUAUGUGUAUUGAGAUUUUGAUGAACACUGGAACAGAUGUCUACGCAGGAACACACAAUCUGAGAAACAUUUCUACGAUUGACAAAUGUUUUGUUUGGGGGGCCUUCACAUUCUUUUUUCCUGCGUCUGUUAUUGUACAUGUUUGGAUGGUUGGAAUGGGAAUUUCCUGUAUAAUUACUGAGGUUUUUUCUUGUUCACCUUUUUUUUUAUACUGUUCUGUUUUUUUAUAACUGCUAAUCUUUGACUAAUUGAUAUGUAACCGCUUUAUUUUAUUGUAGCUGUAAUUUAAACUGAGAUUUCUUAAAGUUUGGUUUGUUUAUUUAGUUUGUUUAAUAUUAAUUCUCCCAUUGCAUCAUGAAAUUAAUCUGUGUAGAAAAAUGACGGUCUUUAAUUCGCAUGAGUAAACAGUGAGGAUUUUGCCAUAGCACUCGGCAUUAAUGCUAAAAAAUACCAUUACUACUGGUCAACUUAAUCUAUGAUUUUUUGAAAUGUUUCAUCACUUCAAUCCUAUAAAAAUGUAUAUGUAUGGUACAAUAAAACUAACAUGUGAAAAUUUCAUUUCAAAGCUUUCACGCUUGAAAUUGCCAAAAUCUUACUUUCACUUGGGGGAGGGCAUGGACAUCCAUGGGGAAGGGUAAUAAUUUGAGGUGAGGGGGUAUUUAGUAUACUACUAAGCAGUCAUCUGUGCAUUAUCAUGCUUCUUUUAUGUUAUUUUGAUAAAUUAAUAUCUUAUUGUGUAUAUAACUCGACCAUGAUCUGCUGAGAAUAUGGAAAUAAUGUCCCAAAAAUUCUUCCCGCCAUUCUACGGAAGAUUCACAAGAGGGCGCUAUCACAAUCAAGAGAAAGAUUUUGUCCAGUUCGCCGUCCGUAUUUGGGGAGGUGGGCAGAAUUUCUGCACUGACCGGUCCGCCUUGGCAGCCUAUUAGCUGCGGAGGAUUUGUUUGAUAUUUUCUGUAUUGAAUCAUAAUUUAUACAUUAGUCUUUGGUAUGGUAAUGGUGACGAGAGACGAUAAGAUUUAUAAUAAGUUUCUGUCAGACCAAUGAGUCAACGAAGUAUUGAACUUGGUGACAUAUUAUUUUUCAUGCAAAACAUAUGGCCCACGAACAGUGUUAUUGUUCAAAACCUUUUGUUAUUGCGAUUAGCAAGUCAUUAUUGAACUCAAGUCAAACGAGCCCUUCAUUACGAAAGGCCGAAAGAAUAAUACGUAACAACUUGAAAGUAAAUCUUGAGUGAUAAUAAAUAAAUCUUGCGUUAAAAACUUCGGCUAUAAAGAAUUAUUUUGUAAUGAAUUAAAAAAGUGUGUCGAUGUGAACUUUUAA
Molecule: messenger RNA, 3392 nt
Organism: Asterias rubens (European starfish)
Lineage: Eukaryota; Metazoa; Echinodermata; Asteroidea; Forcipulatida; Asteriidae
Product: acyl-protein thioesterase 1-like
Exons: 8
Coding region: 340-1038 (232 amino acids)
Biological process (GO): protein depalmitoylation
Cellular component (GO): cytoplasm
Molecular function (GO): palmitoyl-(protein) hydrolase activity; carboxylic ester hydrolase activity
Source: RefSeq, a predicted model, not a curated record